AGAGAGGUGGUUAAGAGCAAAAGCAGUCAAUGCGGAAGUAUGGCAACUUUAUGAGUAGGGGGUGAGGCUACUGCAUCUCCACCCCAAAAGCAGAGAUACAGAGAAAGUUACUUUCUGUUGUGUAAGUGGAAUGUACUUUCAGGUGAAAUAGAUCUGGUAUGUGUAGGUGUGGCCGUGAGAGAAGCAGGAAGAGACGCAGUUCCACCAUUCUGGAAGAGAAAGCUAUAUGUUUAUUUUAUAUGCGUGUGUAUAUAUAUCUAACAUAUAUAUAUAUAUAUACACACACACACGCAACCUGUAACCUUGUCUCCAAGAAACACCUGACUUAAGCGAAACAAUUCACAGGACUCUGAACUUUUGGCUACUUGUGAAAUCAGAAGAGUGGCGAAAACAAGUUUCCUGUUGUCCCUACCUCUGUCUCAGCUGUUUGGCUAACCUACUUGUAUGUGUUCUUGGAAGAAGCAUUUUCGUGCCUUGCCUUGUUGUCAGAAAACCCGGCUGAGCUUCUGCCAUCAAAUUGAGUCUGUGGUUGUUCUAUAUGAAUUAGAAUUGGGUCUACUGUCAACCAAAGAAGACAUGAAGGAAGAGAAGAUAUCUUUUCUCAUCUAUUUCUUUCAUGUAUGCUCUACAGUUUGGGGUUCUGGAGAACAGAAAACAGUAAUGGGACAGUUUUCUAGAGAUUGCAUCCUGCCUUGCCUUUUUCCACCUGGUGAUGAUGUAGUAAUUUACUGGAAGAAAAAGGACAAAAAUGUGCACAGCUACUACUACCAGAGGGAUCAACUAGGAAGCCAAGACAUGGACUACAGAAACAGAACACUCCUUUUUCACGAGGACAUUGGUAGUGGAAAUGCCUCCUUGAAACUUAGUAACCUGACCUUUACUGAUGAGGGCCUUUAUCAUUGCUAUGUGGGGACAAAGCAAGCUAAAGCAGAAGAGGAUAUCAUGCUGCACGUAAAAGUUUCCUCUUAUUAUGCACUGGAAUACCAAAAGACAGACACAGAAAGGAUGCUGAAGUGCUCUGCCUUUCUUUCUUAUCCUGUGCCACGUAUAACUUGGACACAGGGCAAUACAUUAAUCCAACAAACAGAUCCGGAGGAAACCAAGGUUGGAAUUCUCUAUACUGUUAGAAGUGACCAGAACAUUACAAACACGUCUGCCCCCUACCAGUGUCAUAUUCACCUCUCUCAUGAGAAAUGGACUGCUGAAUGGAAGAUGGAAGAGCAACUGUCCAAUGUGGAAGGAAAUAGCACUGCAAUUCCUUGUGAAUACAUUGAUAACACUUCUUCACAUGCUGAAGGUUUCAGCGUUGUCUGGACAAUACACAGAUAUGCAGUCGUUUCAGUCCUGGCCUCUUUCAAUGGUACAUCUCACUCUUACCAGCCCCGAGUCCAAAUUAACCAAACUGACUUUUCACUGAUGUUAAGUGAUCUUACUGCAAACGACAGUGGAGAAUAUCUCUGUAAUAUUUCAACACCUCACUACACAAAACUUAUUGUGAGAACUUUGCAUGUUGAAAAUUCAGAUACCACCUGGAAGAUUGUGUUAGGAGUGAUCAUUCUAGUGGCUGUGAUAGCAGCCUGCAGCUGUUUCUACUUCAAGCUGUUCCCGUUCAUUGAAAAAACUUAGAUGCCAAAAGCUUGAAAGAAUUUAGGCAAGAUUCCCUUAACCUGGGACUUUUUGACACCUUUAACACACCAUAAUCAGAGGAAGCAGAACAGCCUACAGGUUAACACAGUUUCUGUUACACUGAUGGAGGCAUGGAUGGAAGAAACAGGAAUGUUUCUGUGCUUUAACAUGGAUGCUUCUUUUACUCAGCUAAUGUUGAAACAGAAAAUACUCUUACCUCUAUAAGGAACAAGUCUUUUUCUAUUCCAACCAGAAGAUUAAUUUUACACAUCGCUAGUUCUUACAAACAUUUUUGCUUUGACUAGAAUUUCAGGAAUAGAGGAGGAGUCAUCUGAGCACCUUGAUGUACCAGAAGGAAAAACCCUCUCUGCAAACACAGAUGCUCCU
Dromaius novaehollandiae (emu) is the source of this 2013-nucleotide messenger RNA. RefSeq names its product HHLA2 member of B7 family (gene HHLA2). The transcript is spliced from 8 exons. Gene Ontology annotation, molecular function: signaling receptor binding. Gene Ontology annotation, biological process: negative regulation of T cell proliferation; cellular response to lipopolysaccharide; T cell costimulation. Lineage: Eukaryota; Metazoa; Chordata; Aves; Casuariiformes; Dromaiidae. Gene Ontology annotation, cellular component: external side of plasma membrane. The record is from RefSeq and is a predicted model, not a curated record. The coding region runs from base 445 to 1626 and encodes 393 amino acids.